Messenger RNA from Heterocephalus glaber (naked mole-rat), 2016 nucleotides. NCBI's taxonomy places the organism in Eukaryota, Metazoa, Chordata, Mammalia, Rodentia, Bathyergidae. The record is from RefSeq and is a predicted model, not a curated record.
AGGCUGACCCGGAAGGAGUAGUGCGGUCGUGAACCCAGCUUCCCCAGAAACCGGGCGGUUUGCGCUGCGAGGAGCCGGCAGCCCUCAGCGUGGCCGUGAUGCCGCUGCAGGUCUGCGGUUACAGCUGGCAGCAGACGCCGACUGCGGUCUUCCUCUCUCUGCCCCUGCGUGGCGUCUGCGCCAGAGACGCGGACGUGUUCUGCACGGAGAAUUACCUGAAGGUCAACUUUCCCCCGUUUCUAUUUGAGGCAUUUCUCUAUGCUCCCAUAGAUGAUGGGAGCAGCAAAGCAAAAAUUGGAAAUGAUGCUAUUGUCUUCACUUUGCAUAAGAAAGAAGCGGUCAUGUGGGAGAGCCUUUCUGUGUCUGGUGUUGACAAAGAGAUGAUGCAGAGAAUAAGAGAAAAAUCUAUUUUACAAGCACAAGAGAGAGCAAAAGAGGCUACAGAAGCGAAAGCUACAGCAAGGCGGGAAGAUCAAAAAUACACAUUAAACGUCAUGAUGAAGAUUGAAGAAGAAGAGAGGAAACAAAUAGAAGAUAUGAAGGAAAAUGAGCGGAGAAAAGCAACUAAAGAAUUGGAAGCUUGGAAGGAACAUCAGAGAAAAGCUGGAGGACAAGAGGGAGCGCAGGGAGAAGAGAAAGCGUGCUGCCGAGAAAAGCCAGCUGGAGAAAGAAGAAAAUCAGAGCAGAAGAGUCUUAGGGGAAGCUGGACGUGGAGGCCCCGGGCCGCAGCAGGCAGAAACUCAGAAAACAUAUUUUCUGAGAAGCUGGAGGAAGCCCACGUCCCCGCACCGCGCGAGGCCGGCAGCAUCGAGGUCAGCUUCACGCCACGUGCCUUCCCCACCGCCCUUCGAGAGUCUCAGGCUGCCUGGGAGGAGGAGUGGCUGCACAAGCAGGCCCAGGCACAAAAAGUCCUGAAUGCCGACGACGUUCCUGAGUUUCGUGAUUUAAAAGAAGAGGAGAAGAGCCCCGAGUGGUUGAAGGAAAAAGGGAACAAAUUGUUUGCAACAGAAAACUACCUGGCCGCGGUUAAUGCGUACAGUUUAGCCAUACGGCUAAAUAACAAGCUGCCGCUGCUGUAUCUGAAUCGGGCUGCUUGCCACCUAAAACUGAGAAACUUGCACAAGGCCAUUGAGGAUUCUUCAAAGGCUUUGGCGUUGCUGACCCCGCCUGUCGCAGACAACGCCCAUGCAAGGAUGAAAGGGCAUGUCCGACGUGGAGCAGCAUUCUGCCAACUGGAACUGUUUGCGGAGGGGCAGGAACUGCGGCGUUGGGGCGGUGUCCCCAUGGCAGCUGCUGCUGGUCCUGUACAUGAUCAUCUGGGGCUGCGAGGCGGAGGUGGCCGUGCACAGUGUCUUCGGGUCCAGCAUGCAGGAGAACACAGGGUUGCCGGGGUUCACGCAUGGAGGCCGCAGUGCAGGAUUCAUUUCUGCUUCCGAAUCUGUGCCUGAAGUCCUCUUGUCCUAGGAGGCAAACACGGGAAGCCUUGCAAUUACAAAACAAUGAAACUUUCCUUUCCGCCUCACUCCAUUUGGGGGCUUUUGUUGGAAAGCACUGAAGAAUAUACCUGUAAAUGACACUCAUCUGUACAGAGCAAACUUGUCAAAUGUGUACAUAAAGCAGUUUUUAAAAAAUCUUAUACCAGGGCCGGGGAUUUAGCUCAGUGGUUCCGCUGCCUGCCUCACAAGCACCAGGACCCAAGUUCAAUCCCCGGUACCAAAAAAAAAAAAUCUUACACUGAACUGGCCAUGGUGGUGCAGCCUGUAAUCCCAGCACUCUGGGAGGCUGAGGCAGGAGGACUGCAAGUUCGAGUCCAGUCUAGGGUAGUUUAGCGAUGUACCAAGACUCUGUCUCAAAAAGGGCUGGAGUGCACCUCAGUGUGAAGGCCCUAGGUUCAGUUCCCAGUGCCAUGAAAUAAAAGUCAAAGCAAACCAAUGACUUUUACCCAUACCAUGAAAGUUUAUUAAAAAUUCGUAAAUCAUUGAGAAAAUCUGUAAUAAAUCAUAGUUGGAAGUGGAA